Molecule: messenger RNA, 2664 nt
Organism: Podospora anserina S mat+
Lineage: Eukaryota; Fungi; Ascomycota; Sordariomycetes; Sordariales; Podosporaceae
Exons: 2
Cellular component (GO): endosome
Molecular function (GO): protein binding
Source: RefSeq, a predicted model, not a curated record
CAGCGGGGCAGCAACAGCAUCCUGUCGCUCCCCUUCCGAAAGUCCGUACAACUCUCGCUCUCCUCCUCGCUUCGACAGUACAUCUCCAAGAAGUAUGACCAACACCCGGACAUGUUCCGUCAUGACCUCGAGGUCAUUGACUCCCUCCGCCGCGAUGCCGUCAAUACGCGCGAACCCCACUCGACCGGUAUCAGGAAACUCCAAACUUAUGCCGCCCAACUGGUUUGGAUGAGCGGGAAAUUCCCAAUUGAUAUUGGCGUCGACUUUACAUGGUACCCGGCCCUGGGCUACCACACCGAGCACCCCCUCGUACAGAACAAUCUCCAAUACGAGCUACUGAACAUUCUCUACAACCUCGCUGCUCUGUAUUCACAACUGGCGAUAUCGUCGAACCGAAGUGACACCAAGGGGCUGAAGACUGCUGCGAGCUUCUUCUCUCAGGCGGCCGGCGUGCUAUCCCAUAUGAAGAAGGAAGUCCUCCCCGAAUUGCGCAUGGCCAACCCACCAGACGAUAUGGACGAGGCCACGUUGGAAGCAUUGGCUCAGCUCUUCCUUGCCCAAAGUCAAGAGUGUUUCUGGCAGAAGGCCGUCAUGGACCAAUACAAGGAUGCUUCCAUCGCCAAGUUGGCUGCUCGCGUGUCUGACCUCUACAACUUGGCAGUGGAGGCAGCCAUGCAGAGUGAAGCCAUCAGCUCUGCCUGGAUCCACCACAUGAGCGCCAAGCAUCACCACUUUGCCGCCGCUGCCCAGUACCGCGCUGCUUGUGAUUGCUUGGAGAAGAAACGAUACGGCGAGGAGGUAGCUCGGCUGAAAGACGCUGUCAAUUGCGUCACUGAAGGUCUUAAGGAGUGCAAAGGCGGCUACAUUAGCAAGGCUGUCGUUGACGAUCUCCAUGGCCUCAAGAAGCGCGUUGAAGAGGACUUGAAAAGGGCCGAAAAGGACAACGACAUCAUCUACCUGCAAAUCGUGCCGCCAAAACCUGAGCUCAAGAUCCUCGAGCGUGCUAACAUGGCGGUAGCGAGUGUUCCAUCGCAGGUCGCAAAGCCUUACGAAUAUUUCGGGGAUCAUGCCGAAUUUGGACCUGCCCUGUUCACCAAACUUGUGCCGUUCUCGGUUCAUGUCGCUGUGUCCAUCUAUGAGGAGCGAAGAGAUCGCCUUGUCAACAACAACAUCAUCGCCGAGUUGGAAACCAUGACAGACAGGCUCCACGAGAUUCUUUCGAGUUUAAACUUGCCCGGGUCAUUGCAGGCUCUUGAGAAGCCGCUUGGUUUACCCGGUACCCUUGUGCAGCACGCCGAAGAGAUUCGACAAGCCGAUGCGCUGAACAAACUGCAGCGUGGUUUCGCCGAUGUCGAGAAGCUUUGCGCCAGUGACAAGGCUGUGUUUGAAGAAGGAAAGGCUCUUCUGGCCGCCGAGGAAGAAGAAGACCACGCCUUGAGGCUCAAAUAUGGCACACAAAGGUGGGCAAGGCCCGAGUCGAGGGCUGACCCCAGUCAUGACGGUGGGGCCAAGCUGUGGAACCAAGCAGGCGACAUCGACGGAUACUUUGCUUCGAGUACGUCUAGUGAUGCUGUGGUUCGAGAGAAGUUUGCAGCGGUCAAAGAAACCCUCGCCAUCCUCGCCGGCCCAGACCGUGGUAUGAUGGACUACAUCCCCAACAGUCGCAGAACCGAGAUCCCAGAACUCCUCAAACCAGCCAUAGGACGGCUGCGGGGAGUAUACAACGACGUAUUACGGCUGGAGUCAAGGAGGAGGAAGCGGAUCGAGUCUCUUCGUGCCAGGAGCCGGGCCGAUGACAUUAAGGGCGACAUCAUGGCUGAGGCGGCGCGUCUUGAAAGGACAUACCCCAACACUCCCAUCGUGCCAGCUCACUUUGAGGACUUCUUUGACAAGCGCCUGGACAGUCUUUAUGAGUCUGAACUUGAGGCUCUCGAGAAGGAACAGGCCGAUCAGGAGAAGAUUAUGAGCGAGAUCCAGCGGGCCAACCGUGACUUUGAGUCGCAGAAGAAAGUUAUUGGCGAGAGCGGCAAUCGGGAGCGGGAAAAGGCUCUGCAGAGAUUGGAUAAUGCUUACUACAAGUACAAGGAGAUUGUUAGUAAUAUCGAGGUUGGGCGGAAGUUCUACAAUGACCUCAGUCGUAUUGUUGAGCAAUUCCGCAACCAGGCGCGCAGCUGGGUGAACGAAAGGAGACAGGAGGCGAGGAUGUUGGAGGAGUAUGUUGCCCUUUCUUCCUUCCUGGCCGUUCAAGAAUUAUUACUGACAAGCUCUUCCAGUGAACUCUCGAUGCCACCGCUAGCAUCGCUUAGUAUGCGAUCCAGCCAGCCCCAGUCGCCGCCGCAAGCGUACCAGUCCCCGGCUCCGUCGUCGUACUACAUGCAGUCGCCGCAACGGCAGCCUGUUAGGGCUCCUGCUGUUCACAGUCCUCCUGUUGAGGCGCAGAUUCAGAGCUGGGCGGAUAAUGUGCCACAGCAGCAGCCUAAGCCGAUGCCACCGAUUGCUUCGAUGCAAGGGGCUUGGAUGCCGAAUAUGGGCAUCAAGUUCUCUGGGGCAGGUGCAGGUGGCUCAGGGGGUAGUCCGGGACAGGGUCAGCAGCAGGGUGGUGGGAGCUCUUCGGGGCCUGUGAGGGGGACAUGGGAUCCUAACAGUGGGAUUAGGUUCGGUUGA